This is a messenger RNA of Oxyura jamaicensis (ruddy duck), 836 nucleotides long. RefSeq names its product polyhomeotic-like protein 2. The record is from RefSeq and is a predicted model, not a curated record. Lineage: Eukaryota; Metazoa; Chordata; Aves; Anseriformes; Anatidae. The annotation marks the transcript as partial. The transcript has 4 exons.
GCCCGGGGGCAGGAAGCAGCGGGGAGGGGGCUGGGACCCCACCUUUGAAGCGCCGCCUCGCCACAGGAAGGCGCCGGGAGCAGGGUGGAGGCGCGAGGCUGGGGGACCCCGGCUGGCACCCUUGGGCCCCCCACCCCAGGGAUCCCUGCUGGGAGGUGCCCCCCUCACCCAGCUCCGUCUCCCCCCAGCUCUAGCCUGACCCCGCCGCCUCGCGCGGCCCCGGCCGGCCACCAUGGAGAACGAGCAGCUCCCGGCGCCCCCGCAGCCGCCCUCCAGCAGCGCCGGCGGCACCGGCACGACGCCCAGCAGCACCGGCACCGGCCGCCCGCCCGCCCCCCAGAUCUCCGUCUACAGCGGCAUCCCUGACCGCCAGACCGUCCAGGUGAUCCAGCAGGCGCUGCACCGGCAGCCCAACACGGCGGCGCAGUACCUGCAGCAGAUGUACGCCGCGCAGCAGCAGCACCUGAUGCUGCAGACGGCCGCCCUGCAGCAGCAGCACCUCACCAGCGCCCAGCUCCAGAGCCUGGCCGCCGUGCAGCAGGCCAGCCUGGCGGCCAACAGGCAGAGCGGCUCCUCGGGCGCCAACGGCACCCAGGCGGCACCGGCGCAGCAGCCCACGAUCAACCUGGCGACGUCGCCGGCGGCCGCCCAGCUCCUGAACCGGGCGCAGAGCGUCGCCCCCGGCGCGUCGGGCAUCGCGCAGCAGGCCGUGCUGCUGGGCAACGCCGCCUCGCCCGCGCUCACCGCCAGCCAGGCCCAGAUGUACCUGCGGGCACAGAUGGUAAGAGGCGCCCUGCCCCACGGUGCGGGGGGCGGCCGGGACCCACGGCCGUGGG